Carassius gibelio (silver crucian carp) is the source of this 4214-nucleotide messenger RNA. Its product is annotated as extracellular calcium-sensing receptor-like. The coding region runs from base 137 to 3538 and encodes 1133 amino acids. The record is from RefSeq and is a predicted model, not a curated record. Gene Ontology annotation, cellular component: membrane. Gene Ontology annotation, molecular function: G protein-coupled receptor activity. NCBI's taxonomy places the organism in Eukaryota, Metazoa, Chordata, Actinopteri, Cypriniformes, Cyprinidae. The transcript has 10 exons. Gene Ontology annotation, biological process: G protein-coupled receptor signaling pathway.
AUUCCUUAAAGCUGCGGAGCAGGAGGGAAUCUGCGUGGAGUAUUCUGAGGCCUACUACAGGACCCAGCCACGCAGUAAACUAAAAAGAGUCGCGGACGUCAUUCGCGAGUCAACGGCUCGUGUAAUAGUUGCGUUCAUGGCCGAAGGUGAUAUAAGAAUUCUUUUAGAGGAGUUGAGCCAGCAGCCUCCUCCCCCGAUGCAGUGGAUCGGCAGUGAGGCGUGGGUUACAGAUCCAGAAAUGCUGCGGUUUAAUCUGUGUAUCGGUGCAGUGGGUUUUGCAAUCCCGCGGUCUGUUAUUCCAGGUUUUCGCGACUUUCUAUUUGACCUGUCUCCAAAACAAGCGCUGAAAUUCCCCCUGCUGACAGAAUUCUGGGAAAGUUCAUUUAGCUGUAAUUUAAAAAAGCAAUUAGGUUCAUCUACUGGUAUGCCAACAUGUGAUGGCACAGAGGACCUGCGCGCUUUACCGAACCCAUACACAGACACGUCCUAUUUAGUGUAUAAAGCCACUUACGCUCUAGCGCAUGUCCUCCAUGGCAUCGUCUGUAAUGAAAUGCGAUGCGAGAAAAACUUCAAAGUUGAGCCACAGCAGGUUUUUGAUCAACUCAAGCGAUUGAACUUCACUCAAAAUAAUUAUUCUGUUUCAUUUGAUACCAACGGAGACCCUGUGGCUACAUAUGAAUUUGUGAAUUGGCAGCUUCAGGGAGACGGUUCAGUUGAUUUUGUGACAGUUGGUCAGUAUGAUGCAUCCCAACCUAAAGGCCAAGAAUUCAGUUUGACCAGAGCUAUCAUUUGGUAUGAUGGCAGUGAAAAGGUGCCUGUGUCUGUGUGCAGUGAGAGCUGUCCUCCAGGCACUAGGAAGGCUGCACAGAAAGGAAGACCUGUCUGCUGUUAUGACUGCAUUAGUUGUGGAGAAGGAGAAAUCAGUAAUGAGACAGGUGUAGGAGGACGCGAAGGAGAGAGCUCGAUUCGGUGUUGCUGUCCGUGCGAUGCGGCUCUCUGCGUCGAACAUGGCACGUUUUAUCAUGUUGUGAGUGGGGUUAAUUUAGGCACCUGCAUCCUCCAAGCUGACCCUCAGCCCCCUGCACUUUUCAAGGAUGGAGACUUUGUCAUUGGAGGGGCUUUCACCAUUCAUUACUAUCUGAAGACAGAGAAGCACAUCUACAUUAGACGGCCACGACCACUUGAGUGCAGUGGCAGCAUGGACUUUAGGGAGCUGCGCUUUGCUCGCGCAUUGGAGUUCUCCAUCCAAGAGAUCAACAACAGCUCUGAUCUUUUACCAGGCAUAACAUUAGGGUACCAUAUAUAUGACUCUUGUGGCUCUGUGCCAAUGGCAAUUAAAGUAUCUUUACAGCUUGCCAAUGGACUAGAUCUCAUUUUUAAUGACACUGAUUCCUGUGCAAAAUCGGCGGCAGUUACCGCACUUGUCGGAGAAUCUGGUUCCACACCGUCUAUAAGCACUUCAAGACUUUUCGGUCUCUUUGGAAUCCCGCAGGUGAGUCAUUACGCAACGUGCGCGUGUCUCAGUGACAAGCGGCACUAUCCUACUUUUUUCAGGACCAUCCCCAGUGAUCACCAUCAAGCGGCAGCACUGGCACGGAUGGUCAAGCACUUCGGAUGGACGUGGAUCGGAGCUGUGCGCAGUGAUUCAGACUACGGGAACGAUGGCAUGGCAUCAUUCCUGAAAGCUGCAGAGCAGGAGGGAAUUUGUGUGGAGUAUUCUGAGGCCUACUACAGGACCCAGCCGCGCAGCAAACUAAAAAGAGUGGCUGAAGUCAUUCGCGGGUCAACGGCUCGUGUUAUAGUUGCUUUCCUGGCCUCCGGUGAUAUGAGACUUCUUUUAGAAGAGCUGAGCCAGCAGCCUCCUCCCCCGAUGCAGUGGAUUGGCAGUGAGUCGUGGGUUACAGACCCAGAAAUGCUUCGGUAUAAUUUAUGUAUCGGUGUAGUGGGUUUUGCAAUCCCGCGAUCUGUUAUCCCGGGUCUUCGUGAGUUUUUACUUGACCUGUCUGCAGUGCAGGCGGCAGAAUUUCCCCUGCUGACAGAAUUCUGGGAAAGUUCAUUCAGCUGUAGUCUAAAACGGCAGACAGGUUCUUCUACUGGUAUGCCAGUGUGUGAUGGCACAGAGGACAUGCGCGCUUUACAGAACCCGUACACAGACACAUCCCAGUUGCGCGUCACAAAUAUGGUGUACAAAGCCACAUAUGCUAUAGCGCAUGCCCUCCAUAGCAUUGUCUGUAAGGAAAGUCAGUGUGACAAAAGCAUUAGAGUUGAUCCACAUGAGGUUUUUGAUCAACUUAAACGAGUGAACAUUACUAAAAAUAAUUAUUCCGUUUCAUUUGACACCAAUGGAGACCCUGUGGCCAGAUAUGAACUUGUGAACUGGCAACUUCAAGGUGGCAGUUCAGUUGAUUUUGUGACAGUGGGACAAUAUGAUGCAUCCAAGCCUAAAGGCCAGGAAUUUAGUCUGAGCAGAGCUAUACUUUGGUAUGAUGGCAGUAAAAAGGUGCCUGUGUCUGUGUGCAGUGAUCGCUGUCUUCCAGGUACAAGGAAGGCUGUGAAAAAAGGAAGACCUGUCUGCUGUUAUGACUGCAUUAACUGUGCAGACGGAGAGAUCAGCAAUAAGACAGAUUCGUUAGAUUGUCACAAAUGCCUACCUGAGUAUUGGCCUAAUAAUGAGAAGGACAAGUGUCUUCUUAAACCAGUGGAGUUUCUCUCCUGGGAUGAUAUCCUUGGGAUUAUACUGGCUGCUUUCUCUGUUGCUGGCUCUUUAGUGGCUUUGAGCAUAACUUUAGUGUUCUACAAAAACAGGACUUCUCCAAUAGUAAAAGCCAACAACUCAGAACUAAGCUUCCUGCUUCUUUUCUCACUGACUCUGUGUUUUCUCUGUUCACUUACUUUUAUUGGUCAGCCCACUGAGUGGUCCUGUAUGUUGCGUCACACAGCAUUUGGAAUCACUUUUGUCCUCUGUAUCUCCUGUGUUCUCGGAAAAACAAUAGUGGUGUUAAUGGCCUUCAAGGCUACACUUCCAGGAAGUAAAACCAUGAAAUGGUUUGGGCCUCCUCAACAGAGACUCAGUGUUUUAGGCUUCACUCUUGUACAGGUACUUAUAUGUGUGCUUUGGUUAACAAUAUCCCCUCCUUUUCCGUACAACAAUAUGCAACACUACAAAGAAAAGAUUAUUCUAGAAUGCAAUUUAGGAUCAUCAAUAGGUUUCUGGGCUGUACUGGGUUAUAUUGGUUUCCUAGCUUUCCUUUGCUUUGUUUUAGCUUUUCUUGCCCGAAAGCUGCCUGAUAACUUCAAUGAGGCUAAGUUCAUCACAUUCAGUAUGCUCAUCUUCUGUGCUGUAUGGAUCACCUUUAUUCCAGCAUAUGUCAGCUCUCCAGGAAAAUUUACUGUAGCUGUGGAGAUUUUUGCUAUUUUAGCAUCAAGCUUUGGUCUGAUUCUCUGUAUUUUUGCUCCAAAGUGUUUCAUUAUUGUAUUUAGGCCAGAGCAGAAUACCAAAAAACACCUAAUGGGUAAGGAAACAUCAAAAGCCCUUUGAGUCACACAACAAAGCACUGCAAAGGUGCACACAGUAAUUAACAUUGGACAUUAAUAUGCUGUGUAUCUAAAGCAUCAGUGGUUAUUAUUUUCUUCUUAAUGUUUGUGCUGUAUAUGCAAGUAUAUUCUUUCUGGUCCUCAAAUUUGAUUGACUGAUAAGAGUGUGAGAUUAGAGUCCAGUUUCACCAUUUUUAUCACUCUGCUUGCCAAAGUUGUCCUAUUUCUCAGAGCGGGUUUCAUGGAAUUUUUUUUUUUUUUUUUUUGCAAUAAUGUACUUGUUUUUACCUCAAAUAUGCAGUUUGUUAAUACAUAUGACAUCUAUUCAAAAUUGCUUUGACGUUUUCUGAGAUGUGAGCUCCAGGGCAUCAGCAGCCAUUCAGCAUUUAUAAACCUGCCGAGAGCGCCUCACCUCGGCCAGAUCUUCUAGAAUUUGCUGCUGACUCUGAUGUCUCUAUAGUGGGUAAAUAUAACAAACAGUCUAUGGUCUCAUUUAUCUAUUAUUUGUUCCAGAGGAAAUCAUUUUCGCUGAGGGCAUUUGUAUUUGUAACUUCAAUUCUGAAUCAGAGCACUGUCUUUGUACUUUUGACAGAAUUUCCUAGAAACAUUUAUGAUGGCUGUUGUUGUUGUUGUUGUUUAUUAAAUAUUAUUGUUUAAUAAAUAAUGUUUUAUCUAAAUAA